GUGGGGCGCUGGGCUUCGAUCUCACCUUGAAUCCGUUUUUUUUUCUUUUUGAGUUGUCCCUCUCGGUACCUAGGUAGUGCUACUACUAUAAGUAGCGAGGCUCGCAUCACGUCUUCGCCAUGGCGCUGUCCCGUCAUCUCCCAAGAAACCCCCUCACAGCGUCCCGUAGAAACGACGAAGAAGCAGAAGCAGCCGGUCAAGAUGAAGGCAUACAUGUACGAUAACCUGCCGGGCGACCAGCGUCUGCCCCACGACUCGGGCCGCCAGGUGACCGCAGAGGACCUGGCCAGCCUCGGCGUGCUCUACCACCGCUUCCCCGAGACGAGCGACGUCGACGCCCUGGCCGCCGAGCGCGGGUACAGGAACCGCGACGAGAUUGUCGUGUCGCCCGAGAAGAUGGGCGACGUGUACGAGGACAAGGUCAAGUCCUUCUUCCACGAGCAUCUGCACGAGGACGAGGAGAUUCGCUACAUCCGCGGCGGCCAGGGCUACUUUGACGUGCGCAACAAGGGCGACGAGUGGGUGCGCAUCCAGCUGGA
This is a messenger RNA of Trichoderma citrinoviride, 539 nucleotides long. Its product is annotated as RmlC-like cupin. Gene Ontology annotation, molecular function: acireductone dioxygenase [iron(II)-requiring] activity. The annotation marks the transcript as partial. The record is from RefSeq and is a predicted model, not a curated record. NCBI's taxonomy places the organism in Eukaryota, Fungi, Ascomycota, Sordariomycetes, Hypocreales, Hypocreaceae. Gene Ontology annotation, biological process: L-methionine metabolic process. The transcript is spliced from 2 exons.